This is a messenger RNA of Gaeumannomyces tritici R3-111a-1, 3170 nucleotides long. Its product is annotated as ATP-dependent RNA helicase dbp6. The record is from RefSeq and is a predicted model, not a curated record. Gene Ontology annotation, molecular function: nucleic acid binding; ATP binding. The coding region runs from base 155 to 2827 and encodes 890 amino acids. Gene Ontology annotation, cellular component: nucleus. NCBI's taxonomy places the organism in Eukaryota, Fungi, Ascomycota, Sordariomycetes, Magnaporthales, Magnaporthaceae. The transcript has a single exon.
GCCGUCGCGUUGCAAGUCAAGCUGCCUUGUUCAUUUGUCGCGUGCUGGAAAAGGUCUUUGGAAUCGCCCACGCUCGAUCCGACAGCCCAUUUGCGCAGCGUGGAAAACAGUACCAAGAACACCAAGGAGCCACGCCCGGUGCUUACCUCUCAAGAUGUAUGCGCGAUAUGUGCCUCCCGCCAGGGACAAAGCCUCCUCAGCCGAGGCAACCCAAAGCACUGCUGCGCCUUCGACAGGGGCGACAACUCCUCAGGCACAGGCGCCGUACGCCAGAUACACACCAUCGCUUCCCAAACCGCAGCCCGCGACGGCAGUGCUGGGAGCGACGCCUCAGCCCCGGAAAAUUGUCUUCAACUACGGUGACGACGGGCCUGCUGCUACGCCUACCCCCAAGUCGAAGCUCACUCCCUACAACUCCAGUGUUGUUGGUGGCGAGGACGACGAGCCGAGGAGGAAAAAGGCUAAGCAUCCGGCUAAACCAGACGAGACUAGUGACAAGGCGCCCAACAGCGCAAAAUCAAAAAGAAAACCGGUCAAGGACGGCGUAAAGGACGGGGGAGAGGAGCCAUCAAGACUGAAGGAGAAGAAGAAGAGGAAAAGUGAGCCCAAGGAUUACGCAGCCCAAAUCGAAGAGGAUGCAAGAUCUCCAAAGCCGGAGAAACGAGAAAGGAAAAACAAGAAAGAGAGGGCCAAGUUGGCAGACCAGGGUGAUGGGGACGGGGACGUCAAGAUGCGAGACCAGCCCGAUGUGGAGGAAGACGAGGCUGACACGGAUCCCGUCGAUUCGAGGCACAAGUCGGUACUCAAGAAGAAGGAGCUAGCGUUGAGGAGAGCUCGCAAUGCCCCAGUGGAGGCGGAUGAGCCCGACGGGCCCCUGGCUCAUCUGGAACAUGAUGGAUCCGGAGUCCACGGGCUGGAACCGCUGCCACAGCCAGCUUUCGCUGUUCUAGACACCUCGGAACCGACCUACGACACCCUACCGCCUUGGCUGGGCAAUCCUAUCCACGUCUCGCAGAGCACGCGCGCGGACUGGACGACACUGGGACUCAAGCCCGAGUUGGGUAUUUCGACCGAGAUUGCCAGCUUCCUUGAAUCCAAAGGCUACGAAAAGGCGUUUGCGGUGCAGACUGCCGUCAUCCCCAGGCUUCUGCCGACACCUGCCAGGCAAGGCGAUCUUGUCAUCUCGGCAGCAACUGGGUCAGGCAAAACCUUGGCCUAUGUUUUGCCCAUGAUUCGGGACGUGAGUCUAGGUUCGGUAACGAAGCUGCGAGCCCUUAUAGUGGUUCCGACUCGAGAACUUGUCCGGCAGGUCCACGAGGUCUGUAUCAUCUGUGCCGCCGCUUACGCGCGGCAGCCGGGGCGGAAAGCGGUCAAAAUCGGGACGGCCGUAGGCAACCAGGCCUUCAAGAGGGAGCAGGAGAGCCUGGUGGACGAGGAGUUGCGCUAUGACCCGCGGGGCUACCAAAGCAUAGUUGAGGCUCGCAAAUGGGACAACCUGAGAAAGCGCGAGCUCGAGGAACUGGAGUUUGACCUACUGGAUCUUGUAGACAAGCCUCUGCCGCUGGUCAACCACGUGGUAGAUGUGGUCUCCAAGGUGGACAUUCUCAUUUGCACGCCCGGCAGACUGGUCGAGCACAUCGGGCGGACGCCUGGAUUUGACCUGAGCUACGUCCGCUGGCUCGUCGUCGAUGAAGCUGAUAAGCUGCUUGAGCAGAGCUACCAGCAAUGGCUAGAUGUGGUCAUGGAGAAGCUCGCGGUGGAGUUCCCGGGCGCCAGGGAUUUCCCGCUUCAGAAUAAAUCUGGUGUCCGAAAAGUCAUCCUCAGCGCAACCAUGACGCGGAACGUCAGCCUGCUAAGCAAGCUGAGGCUGCGGCGACCCGAACUAAUUGUCCUCGAGGGAGGCGAGAUCAACGGCGCCCCCGCCGAGUCGUCAUCCUAUGAGCUAGCUCUGCCAGAGCUACUCCAGGAGUCUGCCAUCAAGAUCCGCGACCCGGAGCAGAAGCCCAUGUACCUGAUCGACCUGUUGACUGGCGAGUAUAUGCGAUCAGGUAUCUGCCAGACCGAAUCUGGGAAGAUGCCGCGCGCAAAGGCCGACGUGGAGACUGCCGAUGAAAGCAGCGAUGACUCUGACGAUCCCGACUCGUCUGACACUUCUUCAUCAGGCUCCGAGUCGGACGCCUCCGAUACCUCACCAUCGGGAUCUGAUUCGGACUCGGACUUGUCUCCCGCGGACGACACGAUGGACACGGUUCUCAUCUUUACAAAGUCCAACGAGACAGCGCUUCGUCUAUCCCGUCUCCUCGAGAUAAUGGCACCAAGUCGUCUUGCGUCGCGCAUAGGCACACUCACGUCGACUACCCGCACAUCAGAACGCAAAAAGGUGCUUCGAGCCUUCCACUCAGCCAAGCUGCGGGUUCUUGUCGCCUCGGACCUUGUGGCGCGCGGACUAGACCUUCCCAACCUGGACCACGUGGUCAACUACGACAUGCCGCCCAGCGUGAGGGCCUACGUGCACCGCGUGGGCCGCACGGCGCGUGCCGGCCGGCCCGGGAGGGCGUGGACCUUCUUCACCAAGACCGAGGCCGGCUGGUUCUUUGCCGAGGUCGCAAGCCAGCAGGCAGGGAAGAGGAUCGGGAACGCGGGCGGCAGUAGCGGGCCUUCCAUCGCGCGCUCGAGGAGGGUCGAGACGGUCAAGAUCACAGCCAGGAGGUCGGCCGAGGACAUGGAGGGUGGUGUGCGCGGUGACUUCAGUGAGGCGCGCGUCACCGAGUACGAGAAUGCCCUCGAAUCGCUUGGCAAGGAAGCCAAGGAAUUGCGAGAGAAGUGAUCCUUACCUGAUGUUCUGGUCGCUAACGCCCACAACAAGACUAUACCGGGAGGACGCCAAGCCCGAGGAGAGUCCUUUGUUCUUCCUAGCACCUAAUACUAGCACUGCGAGAUAGCAAAGAUUUGCUUCCCAGCAUGCUUCCGCUGAAGACCUAAAGACACUUGAUCAUGAAAUCUCUGACGGUGUUCCUCACUCAAGCGAUCCCGGCUAGCCCCUGGAUGCUUCCUGAAGCUUCCACUGCUCUCCCCGCGUAGGCACAUGCCAUGACAUAAUCCCAGCAUGGCGGCCCCUAAUAUGCUCCACUAAAAAGUUGGCGGCGGCCUUACUUACCCCUCCAAAAUUU